This is a messenger RNA of Lingula anatina, 2720 nucleotides long. Its product is annotated as MAM and LDL-receptor class A domain-containing protein 2. Gene Ontology annotation, biological process: proteolysis. Lineage: Eukaryota; Metazoa; Brachiopoda; Lingulata; Lingulida; Lingulidae. The record is from RefSeq and is a predicted model, not a curated record. Gene Ontology annotation, molecular function: zinc ion binding; metalloendopeptidase activity. Gene Ontology annotation, cellular component: membrane.
GAAUGGCGGGACAUAAAGGUGCGAAUAUUUUUGAUAUCGCUUUUAUCUCUUGUCCUGUUUUAGGCACCGUUUACGCGUCUUUUCUUAUACACUUACCUGGUAUCCCGACCAGUGACACGACCUAGCAUUCUCCGCUGUUACUUAACAGAAACUAUAGAGAAAUGAGCACAAAAAUCACAUUGCUAAUACUUAUAGUCGUGGCAUUUGAAGUCCAAUGUCUUCCAAUACAGUGGCGACCAAGCCCCAAAGAUAUUGAGCAAAACCCGGAAGAAAAUAAUGGCGUAACUGAUGUGAACUUGGUGGAGGGAGACAUACUGGUGGACUCUUCCUGGCGUCAGAGAAAUGCUGUUAACAACAGGAACAAGGUGUGGGAUAUUCGAAUUGUCCCCUACAUCGUGGAGGAGUCCUUCCCUGACUACGUGAAAAUAUCUAUCCAGGCGGCCAUGGACCAGUUCCAUCAACUCACUUGUGUGCGGUUUAAACCACGAGCCAGUGAAUCUGACUACAUACACAUUAGACAGCUUUCAGGGUGUUUCAGUGAGGUUGGCAAAAGAGGGGGUACCCAGAAUGUCUCCCUCACAGAGGGGUGUUUUCAGCCAGGCACGAUCAUGCACGAGCUGAUGCACGCGCUGGGGUUCUGGCACGAGCAGAGUCGCUCAGACAGGGAUGAUUACAUUUCAGUAUUAUGGGAUAAUAUACAAAUAGAGCACAAACAGAACUUCGAAAAAGUCAACCCCGAACAGGUGAAUACUUUGGGUGCCCCCUAUGAUUUCGGCUCCAUUCUGCACUAUAAAAUCAACACAUUUGCUAUAGACCCCUCAAUGCCGACGUUGUUCCCCAAAGUGAACGUGACGGAAGCCGUCAGGUCCAUGGGACAGAGGGAAAAACUCAGCCAAGUAGACAUCUAUAAAAUUAACUCUCUGUAUAACUGCAGUAUUCGGAGCUGCGGUGAUCCCGGUAUUCCAGUUAACGGUGGCUGGGACGGGGACGACUUCACCGUCGGUUCUAACGUCACAUAUUCCUGCUCCCCUGGUUACCUCCUAGUGGGCAGCCGCGUGCGCUGGUGCACAUACACCGGAAUCUGGUCGGGCAAAGUGCCGGAAUGUAUACUCGCUCUCAAUACCAUCUCAUACUGUAAUUUUGAGACUCCGGACCUCUGCGGCUGGCAGCAAAACACAGCAGACGACCAACAAAACUUUACAUAUCAACAGGGGGCGACACCGAGCGCCAACACAGGCCCGGACUUUGACCAUACUCUGCAGACAUCAGAAGGUCACUACCUGUACUUGGAGGCAUCCGAGCCGUCCGCACGUGGUCAUCGAGCCAGACUGACCUCGCCACUGGUUCACAAGCCGCUGGGCGCCCAGGACAUUUGUCUUAGGUUUGCGUAUUCCAUGUACGGAAGCGAGGCUGGGGAAGUGAUCACGUACAUGAUAGAGGGCGCCAGCAACGAAACACUACAGACCAUAACUGGAGACCAGGGUCCAGGCUGGAAAACGACUAUUAUACGCUUAAAACCACGGGAAACGUUCAAGAUUGUCCUCGAAGCUGUUCGGGGUAUGAGCUUUAAAAGUGAUAUCGCCUUAGACGAUGUGUUAUUGACCAGCUGUAUCAAUAUCGAAAGUGAAACCGAUGUUCUAAAGCAGCUGUUCUUCCCGAAAACAUUGACUGGAAACAAAGGCAAAUGGAACGCUGGUAUAAUACUACAAACGAUCCACACUUGUGACUUCAAUAAGGACAUGUGUGGCUGGACCCAAGCAGCAGACGACACAUUUGACUGGACGCUGAUCCGGGGAACUACGGGGUCUUCAGCAACAGGUCCACAGUGUGACAGGAGAGAUUGCAAGAAAGGCCAAUACAUCUAUAUCGAAACCUCCAGUCCUCGUGUCCGUGGAGACACUGCCCAGGUUGCCUCGCCGUACUUUGAAGGAACCAGCAAAAAGUGUUUCAGCUUUUACUACAACAUGUAUGGAGAUGGCAUGGGCUCCUUGAACCUGAUUUUACAAGAAUUCGGCGGGAAACCGAGAAUCGUCUGGUCAAAGAAAGGUGACCAAGGUCAAGGUUGGAAGAAGGCUAACUUACAACUCACGCCCGCUAAAGUGUUUCAGUUGGUGUUUGAAGGAGUCCGCGGCGAUAGUUACCGAGGAGAUAUUGCAGUUGAUGACGUCACUCUCUCCGACGGAGAGUGUUCAGACUCCACGAAUCAAGCAAAGGCCACUCAGACCAAAGUGGACUGCGAUUUCGAGACUGACUUCUGUAGCUGGGUUCAGGCUUCCCAGAAUACUGUGGAUUGGAGCAGGACGCGCGGCGCGUUGACAGGAAUUAAAUAUGGCGGUCCAAUGGUUGACAAGACUACGGGGAAAGGGUAUUAUGCUUACGUUAACACAUACGGGAUGAAACCGAGCACAUUGGCAAGAAUAUCCUCCCCAAUGCUGCCUGUGAACCAGACCGAUUUCUGCUUUCAUUUCUGGUACUAUACGGACGGCGCAAAUGUUGGUGCCCUGAGUGUGCUGGUGAAUACUAAUACCAGUCCGGAGACCACGCUGUGGAAGACCAAGGGAACAUCAUCGACCAACUGGCGAGAGGCAGGGGUUCAGUUGACGAGCAAAGAACCCUUUAAGAUAAGUAUGUCAGUGGAAGUUGGCAAGGCAGGAAAGGGCGUGGUUGCUGUGGAUGACGUCACUCUAGUGCAGGGUCAAUGUGCGAUAAUGAUUGGAUAG